This is a messenger RNA of Perca flavescens (yellow perch), 3053 nucleotides long. RefSeq names its product chromosome 11 C2orf69 homolog (gene c11h2orf69). Bases 470 to 1651 code for a protein of 393 amino acids. Gene Ontology annotation, cellular component: mitochondrion. The transcript has 5 exons. Lineage: Eukaryota; Metazoa; Chordata; Actinopteri; Perciformes; Percidae. The record is from RefSeq and is a predicted model, not a curated record.
UCUGGUGUAGUUGACUGACUGACUAGUCAAACGGAAGUAGAUAGGAGUACACCAUCUCGCUCGCCACACUCUCUGGAGUCAGAAGUGAUUUUGGUUUCCUGGCAGCUAUGGUAGUAUGAUAAACAGCGCCCCUACGUGGACAAAAAGACCCAUAGCAUAACUGUCAGAAUUAAAUAUAUGAGUUUAUUCUGAAACUGCUACAAUGAGAUACUGACGACGGAUAUGUCACCGUGUGUAAUGAUAAGUAUUUCGGCUAUAGAUCCAUGUUUUGUCGUUAGCUGCAGAUAAUGUGAUGCUGUGUUGCUAACAGAGACAGCUCAUAGAUAGCUACUAGCUAGCUAGGUGACAGCAGCAGUAGCAUGGCGCGACUGCGUUGAGAAAGAAAACGCCAAAUCAUAUUCUUAUUUUAGAGUCCAGUCGAUGCAAGCUGCUCGAGCAGAACUUCACUAUAAUAGCUGUGGCCAAAACGAUGACCUCUGUGGCAGCGACGACAUCCUCUGAACCUCCGGGGAUGCACGCAGCAGCCAGCCGAGUUGUACGCUCUGGGAGCCCGCGGCAGAGGCUCCAGAAGCUGCUCGCCGUGCCCGGAUGCGACCCGAGCCGAGUUAACGACCUGCUGCUCCUCCGGCCUGAUACAGACGGUCAGACUGCUGCAGAACCCAAGGAGGAGAGCAGCAACGCGCAUGUUGUGUUUUUCCACGGGGAUAUUCAGGACUGCUUGGACAUGAAAGGGGAGAGAGAGAAGGGAAUGACAUGCAGGAAAGGGCUGCUGUGUCAAGAACUGAGCCUUUGUAUACAGUAUAGGGGCGCACGCUCUAUCAGAACUUUGAGGAGGAGAUGGCCCUGCAGCCAGAAGGAGCCCAGUGGCUCUCCUGGAGUCUGGAGCAGGUGGCCCUCACCCUGGGCCGACGCUUCCCUCACCAACAUGUUUGGGUGGUCCGAGCCUCCCGCAUGUAUCUCCACAAGUUCAGCUGCUACCAAAACUUUGUGGAGAGCAACAUGUUCGGGGCCCCGGAGCACUCGCCCUACUCACCUGACACUGGAGUGUUCCACCAACUCAGGUAGUGUACAGCGUGUUCUAAAGGCACCAGAUCCAACCACCCAAGGAGCGGGCCCAAAGCACGGUUAUCGCAGCGGCGCGACAACAGAGGAGCGGGAAUCCUCCAACCCGAGGGCCCUGCUGAGCCACGGCAUGGAGCGAGCCAACUUACCAAACCGCCUUCAGCCACAAGGAGGCGCCGACAGCGUCCCCCCAGGGUUUUCCCUGACCCUGGUGGGCUUCAGCAAAGGCUGCGUGGUGCUGAACCAGAUGGUGCACGAGCUGGCCGGCGCCCGCGCAGACCUGCAGAUGUCGCACUUUGUCAGCCGCGUCUCGGACAUUUACUGGCUGGACGGUGGGCACCCGGGGGGCAGCGAGACCUGGGUGACCAGCAAGCAGGCGUUAAAGGAACUGGCUUCCUGCGGAGUGUCGAUCCACGCCCACGUGACCCCGUACGAGGUGUGCGACCCGAUGCGGGCCUGGGUGGGCCGUGAGCACGGACACUUCAUUAAGACCCUGGAGGAGUUUGGGGCCUGUCCAAGAAAGAAGCUGCACUUUGAGGACGAGCCCCCCUCCAUCGAAAACCACUUCAGGGUCAUUCAGGAGUUUUGAGUUUGGUUUCGGUUGGUCCCAAGCACUUACCAUUGAGUGUCUCGUUCGCUGGUCUUACCUCAUGUGGUUUUUUUAAAUGAUUUAAGGGCUCAGACUUUAGAACAUGCUGAUGAUGUAAAAGAUGCUGGUGUGUUGCACGUCCUACUGCUAAAUGAACUUGUCCUGAGUUUGAUGACAAUCUUGAAGAUCUCGUUUUCGAUGCCGAUCGCAGGUGUGUUUUUGAAUCUCACUUUCACUAGUUUCGCUCUUUUCUUUCUUUCUUUGGCCAUAGUAACCGUUUACUCACAACGCCAGCAGAGACCGGGAAAAAAAAAAAAAAAACGCUGCUUUACACAAAAGUGAGUUGAAGGGUGAGUCUGUUGGGUUAAGCUCCGCCUACCGUCUCUGGACCAACCACUGCUGGCUGAUGGGAAACGUGUCUCUGACUGUGCGCCGCUUGUGAUUUUACCCGGGAAUGUCGCCACAGAUACGCCGUUCAUAAUACUGCAAACCCAAGGCCAUAGGCUCCGUCACCAUCGUGUUAUCUCUCAUUCAGCAAUAGAUAGUAACAGGCUUUUAUUUCAGUGGAAAUCUUCGAGAUUACUUUAUUCUAUGUUCGGCUGAAGCAGAACAGCUUAUUACAUUGUGUUUACAUGUGCACUACUUUAAGACAUCUGAAUGUCUGAUGCUGAAUUCUCGAUUGUUUUCAAAUGUUUGGCUAAUUUACUUGGUUAACAACAUAAAAAACCAACAAAAAAAAACGGGUCCUUUAUUUUGAUCCCAACAAAAUCUCACCUCAAGGUUAAUUUAAUAGCUGUUCCGGAGCUUUCGGUCAUAUCACAAGUUCUUUUUCAGCAAAUUGAGUUGAUUAGCUUUGAAUUUCAUCUGCUGAUGAAGAUCAUGUGGACCCUGAGGAGAGAUUUUGUCAUGCGCUGUUAAGAAUAUAACGUUGCUUUGACAUACCGGCCCAUUUCAUAACAUCAUUUUUAAAAUAUUAACUGAGCAUGUUAACUUUGGAGUAGUCCCUUUUGGUUGGCUCUUUUCCUCACGUUUUACAGUUUUAACACUAUAUCAAAUUACCUUUAUAGAUAAACAAUUGUUAUAACUAGACAAACUGUAAUGUUAUGAGACAAGGCACAUUUAAACUCUCGUGGUUUUUUUCCCCUCAUGGUGGCAGAAAUACUUUAUAUAUACUGAACUUUUUGUUUAUUGCAAUAUGUGAAAAAUACACAUGCCUGCUAGUUUUGUGCGAAUGUAUCAGCAUGUGUUAAUUUCUAUAUGAUGAACUCCAGUCUGUAUAUCUCUAUGUAAGCAUCUUUGCACUAUGCUGAUGGCUGCAACUCACUUUGCUGAAUGUAACUUUAAAUCAUUCCAUUAAGUUAACUUCUUGUAUGCUAUGCUGAUUAAAGAUGACUUGCCUAAU